UCAACUUUGUUCCUUGUUCAUUCAAUUUUGUUGUGAGAAUUUUCAACAAAAAUAAAUAAAAAAUACAUUUUUUGCCAAUAAAAAAAAAAAUGUCACAAACAAUUCUUUCAACAAUAAUUCACAUAACACCUCCCAUUGAAGAACUACUCUACACAACUCAAAUUCGAUGUGAAGUAAAUGGUUGUCAAUCUGUAUUCAAAAAUUCUGGCAACCUCCAAAUGCAUCUCAAAAAACACCACAAACUCUCCACAGACUCAAUCAAAGAUAACACAGAUAAGUUAUUUUUUUGUCCACAAUUAGAUUGUGUCUAUUAUGAUGGCCCACUAAAUGAAAGAGGCUUUAAAAGUUUAAAAUUCCUUAAGCAACAUUUUCAAAAAGUUCAUGCUGAAAAGAAAUUUGCUUGUUCCAAAUGUGGGAAGGCAUUUGGGACACAAUCGAUGAAAGAAUCUCAUGAAAAGAAUUGUGGGAAAGAGUACAUUUGUGCUGAGUGUGGUUGGAAGUAUGACACUUCCGAAGCACUUCUUACUCAUGUUAAAAGAAAGGGUCAUCAUGCCAAGAGAAAACUUGAGAAUAAAGUUGCUAUUCCCAAGUUGACUCCGGUGGCAGAGAAACCCAAAAUAAUCAUUCCAAUACCAAAAGAUUGUCAAACUCAAACGGAGUUAGACACUCCGAAUAUUGUCCUUCCUCCGAAAAAGAGAAUCAAGGUCGAAAUUGCUCCCGAAGUCAGUAUGUUUCAUGAAGCACCACUUUGCAAUAUCGAAACUCAAACAGAACUCAAUUUGAUUUCUGGACUGAGUGAUCCAAUGUUGUAUUCCAACAUGUGCACUCAGACUUGCGAUGAGUUCCUAUCGGAACUGGGUUUGGCUGACAUUCAAACCCAAACAAAUUGGCCAGCAAUGAAUGAUCACGACGAACCUAAUCGCAAUGACCAGUUCUCGUCAUCUGGAGCACAUGACGAACUAAUGGUCUCGACUGAAACUCAAACAAGUUUCACUCAAUGUCUAUUAGAUUCUUGCAAUGAAGAAAACUCCUUAACUGGAAGUAUCACUCAACACACACAAACGUGUGACACUCUUCUCGAAGGCUUAUUUGGUGGUCAAGAUAAUGAUUUCAUUGGAAGCUUUCAAUCGACUCAUACGCAAACAUGAUGGUUCGAUAUGGAUUGCUUUACAUCGGAGAACAAUGAUAGAUAACCUUGGGCUAAUGAAGGUUUAGAUGCUGCAGUGGCAAUGGAGCCGUCAGCAAUGACAGUAGAGGAGAAUCCUCAUGGAAGUACGGCCGGAACAGAUGUUGAUUGGACAUUGUAUAUAGAUUCAUCGGAUUCAUUUUUAAAUUAAUUUGUUUUUUUUUUCAGCCAUAUUUUUCAUGUACAAAAAUAAAUAGGUGUUCAAUGUUUGAUGUAAAUUUGGUCAUAUUUUUGUUCCUUAACUUUUUUGAAUAUUUCCGCACCCAGCACAAAAAAUUUAAAGAUAAAUAACUACUUCACUGUUUCGUAUAGCCUAAGAACUUCCUAGGAUUAAGAAAAAUAAUUAACUCAAAUAAAUUGUUA
This is a messenger RNA of Episyrphus balteatus (marmalade hoverfly), 1549 nucleotides long. RefSeq names its product ATM interactor (gene Asciz). Gene Ontology annotation, biological process: regulation of transcription by RNA polymerase II. Lineage: Eukaryota; Metazoa; Arthropoda; Insecta; Diptera; Syrphidae. Gene Ontology annotation, cellular component: nucleus. Bases 90 to 1148 code for a protein of 352 amino acids. Gene Ontology annotation, molecular function: transcription cis-regulatory region binding; DNA-binding transcription factor activity, RNA polymerase II-specific. The transcript has a single exon. The record is from RefSeq and is a predicted model, not a curated record.